Neocloeon triangulifer is the source of this 1099-nucleotide messenger RNA. Its product is annotated as C-type lectin domain family 4 member F-like. The transcript has 9 exons. Gene Ontology annotation, molecular function: carbohydrate binding. The record is from RefSeq and is a predicted model, not a curated record. Lineage: Eukaryota; Metazoa; Arthropoda; Insecta; Ephemeroptera; Baetidae. Gene Ontology annotation, cellular component: external side of plasma membrane. The coding region runs from base 31 to 942 and encodes 303 amino acids. Gene Ontology annotation, biological process: biological process involved in interspecies interaction between organisms.
AAUUCUGAGAGGAACACACAAGGACCGAUCAUGGCUCGUCUGGUUUGGCUCGUCGUUAUGCUCGUCGCCGCCGCCGCCCUGGCCAACGAUUCUUCAAACAAGCCAGAAGAAUCCGAGUUUCGGCAGGAAUUGUUGAAGAAUUUGAACAAGACAAAUGAAAUGCUGAACCGAUUGAUGAGAAUCGUCAACCAGCAGCCUGCAGAGAUGCGGAGACUGGUGGAGGAGCAAAAGGAGGAGGUAAAGCAGGAGUUGAUCAAACUGUCCAAAACGACCAACGAACGAUUCGACCGACUCGCUAAUACUGCUGACCAGCGCCACAAUCAGACGAUGGAAAGAGUUGAAGAGGUGGAGAAAAAUUUGAACAAAACAACUUUCGAGAGGUUCAAUCGGAUGGAAAAACAAAUCUAUCAGGUUUUGGAAAAAGAUAAGGAAAUGGAAGUGAAGAGGAAAAAUGACAGAGAAAAGUUGGACGCUUUGGCAAAUUUUACCGAACGUCACAUCCAGCAACUUAAAAUCCGAUUUCUACCACACUGCAACCUCGCUCGUUUGUCAAACCUGACGGUGCUUUCUAAUGGCAAGAUUUAUUCUUUCCAUCAAACUCUGGCAAACUGGAGUUCUGCAAAUGAAACUUGCAAUAAAAAAGGCCUCCAUUUCGCCACGAUCACAGAUCUUAAUGAGGCAACGCUGGUCGCGGCUGAAGCGCAAAGAAUUAAUGUUUAUUAUUGGUUGGUUUCGGCGAAAAACCAAGCAAGUGGAAGUGCAAAGGACUUCCGUUGGCGCGACGGGAGCAAGUUGGAGUUGGACAGUCCCUUGUGGAAGGAGGACGCGGACAAGACGGAGGAUUGCGUUCGCACCUAUAAUUGGACCAAUAGAAAAUUGUACAGCUAUCCAUGCAACAGUGAUCUGCCGUUCAUUUGCGAAUUGCCCAGCGAAUGUUACUGAGAACCCAUCUGAUUGGUUUCGUCGUUGCAAUUCAAGGUUUCAUGUUUCUACGACGGAUUUAAUAAAAAAUUUCAAAUAGUUAUUUUGCAACUCUUCUGAUUUUUGUGAAUUCGCUUUUAGAUUAGAUUGUGGAAUAAAAUUGGUAAGCAGAUGAAAA